This is a messenger RNA of Postia placenta MAD-698-R-SB12, 1511 nucleotides long. RefSeq lists its product as hypothetical. Lineage: Eukaryota; Fungi; Basidiomycota; Agaricomycetes; Polyporales; Adustoporiaceae. The transcript is spliced from 6 exons. The record is from RefSeq and is a predicted model, not a curated record. Gene Ontology annotation, molecular function: coenzyme A diphosphatase activity. The coding region runs from base 1 to 1353 and encodes 450 amino acids.
AUGGCUGAUAUUACCGAACCCUCUAUCAUUCCGCUGUUGUCUCGGGCGCUGCAUCACAUUCGUUCAACGCCGCCUAGGAUCAUUGCUUCCCCUGCAACACGUCUCCCCUCACCUGCCCUUGCUUGCGCUCCCUCCCUCACCGAUUUCUUCAAACUUGACUGGGUAAAUGCGCCUGGGGCACGCCCAGAGAUUCUUUUUCUUCGAAGAGAUAAACCAGAUGCGGCUGCAGACGGGAGUCGUGUGAGCAGUCCUCCAAACGAAGCACAUGUUGCCUUUCCGGGUGGCAAGACAGAAGAGGGCGACGAAGGGGGCCUAUACACUGCUAUGCGCCAGACUUGGGAGGAAAUUGGUCUCGACCUGGCCGAAUCCGCAUAUACUCCUGUAGGCCAGUUAGACGAUCGCGAAGUGACCACCUCUCUUGGAAAGCGCCUGCUUAUGGUCCUCUCGCCAUAUGUGUUCCUGCAGCUCUCCCCUCACACUACUCCUGUCGAUCCGACCCCCGGUACAACUCUUCACUGGGUACCCCUGGCCGAGCUGCUGCCGCUCCCAUCCCCCGACAGAAACCCGCGUCCACGUUGGUCACACGUCACGGUGGAUGCGUCCUCACGACUUGCUCCUAGACACUCGACGGUUCUCCGCCUACUCAUGCGGGUACUCAUUGGCAGUAUGCAGUUCCCCGCUAUCGUCAUCAAGCCGUCGUCUUCCUCGUCGUCUUCGCUUUCGUACAACAGCGAAUCCGAAAAUGAGUGGCAAGCGAUCGACGCCAAACGUGCACAAGUAGAAGCUGGAUCCACCGCCGCCGGGUCGCACAAAAGGCAACCAUCUCUGAGCAAAUUGCGUCCACGCCGCCGACGCGGGAACACGCCUAACGGGGAGCUGAAGCUUUGGGGCCUUUCGCUCGGCAUGACCCUCGACCUACUUGCUCACAUGGCCGUGCCCUCCAAUUCGUGUCUCACCGCUGCGGAACAGAGAGCGCGCGAGAUGGAGAAAACCACAGAGGGUGCAGAAGCAGUUGUAAGCGCAAGCGCGCUGCUGCCUCCAGAUGCUGAAGUGCUUGAGAUCCUUCGCAUGCCGGUCGUCGUGCCUAGCCUGACGAGUGUUUUUCCGCGCUUCUCAUAUCCAGAUGUAAACUUUUGGAUAUGGGUAUUCGGAAAACGUUAUCGCGCGGUUAUGCGCGGUUGGGAGGCGAGCGUGCGUGCAGCUGGGACGAACGAUAGGCGAAUAAACUGGACGGGCUCCGCGCUAACGACAUUCUAUGCCGCAGUGCGCAAGGCAUUGGUUGUCGUACUUGUGCUGCGCGCUAUCGGCGUGCUUGUUGGUCUACUCGUCGGCACGUGGAUGCUCUUUUGGUAGAAGUGGUUUGUGUGUUCGAUAUUGUUUACUUUCGAGAAUUACGACCUGUCACGAUUUGUUGAUGUAACUGGGGAACACGAUGUUGUUGACUUAUGGACGGCUCAUGUAUAUGGAUUGUUGUAAAAUAUCACUGAAAUUUACACACAUUGCAUACGUCU